Messenger RNA from Dendrobium catenatum, 2009 nucleotides. Its product is annotated as sterol 3-beta-glucosyltransferase UGT80A2-like. The transcript is spliced from 14 exons. Lineage: Eukaryota; Viridiplantae; Streptophyta; Magnoliopsida; Asparagales; Orchidaceae. The record is from RefSeq and is a predicted model, not a curated record. Bases 135 to 1889 code for a protein of 584 amino acids. Gene Ontology annotation, biological process: carbohydrate metabolic process. Gene Ontology annotation, molecular function: UDP-glycosyltransferase activity; hexosyltransferase activity.
ACAAACGGCCUGACUGUUCUCAUGUGCGUUACACCUAUUUUCUCUACCUCCCUUCUCCAUUCCACUGCUAUUUAAGUUUCAGAGGAGGAAACAAAGCCGGAGAGAAGCUUCGGCUGUAUGUAAGUUUGGGCGCCAUGGAGGAGAAUAAGGAUGAGGGUUCGAGCUCGUCGCCACCGGGAAUCUCCAGGUGGAGUUUGCCAAGAUCUAACAGUUUGCCUGGUGAGGUGAAAUUUGCGGAAAGUUUAGAGGCAUCAACAACUAAGCUUGCAUUGAAUAGGUCUAAAACUGAGAGAAGAAAGCAAAAUGUUGGGCGUACAGACCCUGCAGCACAGCUAUUUGAUGAUAAAAUUUCAGAUAAAAAGAAGCUUAGGAUGCUAAAAAGGAUAGCUACUGUUAGAGAUGAUGGAUCCGUGUUAGUUGAAGUCCCAAGCAAUGUUGAGUCUCCAUCUCAUUACCCAGACCCUGAGCCUGAGGAUGUUCAUUAUGAAACUUUUGAUGAGGAAUUUACUAUUCCAUGUGACAAUCAAUAUAUGCCACCUUUACAAAUAGUUAUUCUGAUUGUGGGUACGCGAGGAGAUGUACAGCCAUUUGUUGCUAUUGGUAAACGUUUACAGGAUUAUGGCCAUCGAGUUAGACUAGCAACACAUGCAAACUUUAAAGACUUUGUUUUGACUGCUGGUCUUGAGUUUUAUCCGCUUGGAGGAGAUCCAAAAGUUCUCGCUGGAUACAUGGUUAAGAAUAAAGGAUUUCUACCUUCUGCACCCUCUGAGAUUCCAGUUCAGAGAAAGCAAAUCAGGGAAAUUAUUUUCUCUUUACUUGCAGCCUGCAGGGAUCCAGAUGUGGAUUCCGGCAUUCCUUUCAAAGCUGAUGCCAUUAUUGCUAAUCCCCCGGCAUAUGGGCAUACACAUGUUGCAGAGGCGCUUAAUGUACCAAUCCACAUUUUUUUUACGAUGCCAUGGACGCCAACUACUGAAUUUCCACAUCCUCUUUCACGAGUAAAGCAAUCUGCGGGAUACCGACUUUCCUAUCAAAUUGUUGAUUCUAUGAUAUGGCUUGGAAUACGGGAUAUGAUUAAUGAUUUUAGAAAAAGAAAGUUGAAGUUGCGGCCUGUCACAUAUUUGAGUGGUGCCCAGGGCUCUUCAUCUGAUAUACCCCAUGGUUAUAUUUGGAGUCCUCAACUUGUCCCAAAACCAAAAGAUUGGGGGCCGAAGGUUGAUGUUGUAGGGUUUUGUUUUCUUGACCUCGCAACAAAUUAUGAACCCCCAGAGCAACUAGUUAAAUGGCUUGCAAGUGGUGAAAAGCCCAUCUAUAUUGGAUUUGGAAGUCUUCCUGUGCAAGAGCCAGAAAAAAUGACGAAAAUUAUUGUUGAGGCACUGGAAAUUACAGGACAAAGGGGCAUCAUUAAUAAGGGAUGGGGUGGCCUUGGAGACUUACCUGAACCAAAGGAGUCUGUUUAUCUAUUGGACAACGUUCCACAUGAUUGGCUAUUCUUGCAUUGCAAAGCAGUGAUCCAUCAUGGUGGUGCUGGAACAACAGCUGCUGGCCUCAAAGCUGCGUGCCCAACUACAGUUGUACCUUUCUUUGGGGAUCAACCCUUUUGGGGCGAGCAAGUGCAUGCUAGAGGAGUAGGGCCUGACCCAAUACCUGUUGAACAAUUCACACUGCCAAAGCUUGUUGAUGCCAUAAAGUUCAUGCUCAACUCACAGGUGAAAGAACGGGCAAUUGAUCUGGCUAAAGCCAUGCAAUCAGAGGAUGGGGUUGCUGGAGCAGUACAUGCCUUUCUGAGGCAUCUACCGCCUCGACUGAUGCAAGCUGAAACUUCACCAACUGAGCCAAGGUUCUUAAAUUCCUACUUCGGUGCUUUUAGGAGAUGCCUGGGCUGUGCCUGAUCAUUUGUGCAUAUAUAUUUGCUCAUCCAUCUUCACUCCCUUCACCUAGGGGCUUGUUUUAGCAUAUUUAGGCUUCGUUUGAGACUGCUUUCUUACCGCUUCUUAAAAUAGUUUUUAUAU